This is a messenger RNA of Formica exsecta, 3000 nucleotides long. RefSeq names its product dystrotelin-like. The record is from RefSeq and is a predicted model, not a curated record. Gene Ontology annotation, molecular function: zinc ion binding. Bases 176 to 2089 code for a protein of 637 amino acids. Gene Ontology annotation, cellular component: plasma membrane. Gene Ontology annotation, biological process: synaptic signaling. Lineage: Eukaryota; Metazoa; Arthropoda; Insecta; Hymenoptera; Formicidae. The transcript has 11 exons.
UUCCUUAACAUUUUUGUUUAUCUAUAUGUUUCGUUAUCUAUGAUAAACGUAAAUUUGUUGUUUACAUCAAUAUUUAAACUAUCCAAUUAUGUUGAGCUGAUAGAGAAUUCAAAGUUAUAUGGUCGAAAAAUAACUUUUUCGGUAAAUAUUAAGCUCAGAGUGAUAAUAUUCAACCAUGGAUAAUAUUAUGCAAUCUAUUCAAGGAUGUAAUGUCAUUCGUUAUACAUCUUAUAGAACUGCUGCAAAGAUGCAAAUAUUACAUAAAGAAUUGAAUAUGCAACAUGUACAAUUGGAAUUAAUAGCAGGAGUAUUUGAACGUCAUAGACUUUCCAUCACUGAAAAUAGUGUUAAUUUAGACUCGAGUGAGAUUGAAGAUGUUCUGUCUGAUAUUUAUUUUGCGGCGCAGAAAGAAAGUAAUUUUAAUUUUGAUGUUGAUUUUAUAACAAAGCUUGCUACAAGUUACAUUCUGAAUACUUUUGACAAACAAAGUACUGGAAAUAUUUUAGUAUUUUCAGUAAAAGUUGCAUUGGUAUUAUUGAGUAAUGGUAAAUUACAAGAAAAAUAUGGAUAUUUGUAUCAGCAGCUAGCCGAUCACAAUGCAUGUUUAUCUAGAGCUGGUUUACAUACCUUAUUAACAAAUAUCUGCAAAAUAACAGAAAUGCUUGGAGAAACUAUAACAUAUGGGUAUGAACAGAUUCAGACACAUAUAGAUGCCUGUUUUGUAAAGUCUCAAGGAGGUCUUGGAGUUACUGAAGCAGAAUUUGCUGCAUGGAUCAUGCAGGAACCUCCUUUGCUUGUUUGGAUAACAACAUUCAAUCGAAUAAAAUCUGCAGAACAUAUUGUACAUAAUAUCAGAUGUUCUUCGUGUAAAGUAACACCGGUACAGGGACCAAGAUAUACAUGCUUGAAAUGCACAGGAUACCAUCAAUGCCAAGAAUGUUUUCUCUUAGGCAAGACGUCAAACAAGCACAAGCUGAAGCAUCCAAUCCGUGAAUUUUGCAUGAAGACUUCACAUCGCGAAGUUACAAAAUUGAUCAUUGAAUUGAUAAGAAAUAAAUUGAGACUGUGUCCCACUAGAACAAUCACAAUAGAGGAUCCAGUUACAGAUGCUACUAGUAAUGAAACAAGACGUACGGAUUAUGGUUCAGUAAGAAGUACUAUUAAACGAAAGAUUCUCAGUGAUCCGCAAAAGGAAUUACAAAGUAUCAUAAUGCAUUUGGAAGAGGAAAAUCGACAAUUGCAAAUUGAAUUGCUCGAUAUACAAGGCACCAAAGCAGAGAGAUUACAACGUCAUAGAGUGACCAUCGAAUCUCAAUUGCAACGACUAAAAACGCUUAAGAAAUACUUAUUUACUGAUAUGACUCAAGUACCACAGAUUAUCACUCGUAUGCAAAGCACCCCGAUGUUACCGCCUUUAUCAUCCAGACUUACAGCACUGCCUCUAGAAUUCGAAUUAAGUCCAAUUAUCAGGCAAGACACUGCAGAUCAACAAAAAACACUUCACAGAAAAGACAAAUUAACAUCAGAUAGUUUCAAUACCUCAUCACCUAUACAGCAUACAGGAGGGGAAGAUAACACCAAUGCUCUUUCUUGCGCCCAAGAGACUUUUACGAGUUCUGGAUUCGGUAAUAUACCAGAAAACAGUCGUAUGGAAUUAAGUACUUGGAUUGGAGGAACAAGGAGAGAAUUGAGUACAGCUGACAGUGGUUUCUCUCAGUGGUUGGUUGCUGGCAAUUCGAAUUGCAAGAAUAACUAUGUGGCCAAUGCAGCAAUUAAUAAUACAAAUAAUGACUCGUCGCUGGUAGCUUCUCAAUCCCCUACAGGCAUUCAUAGAGACAAUACUCCAUCUUCCUUGCAACGGCCUGACAAACAUUCACAACAUAGUAGUUUGCAAAAUAUUCAAGGAGAUCUUAAUGAUAUAUUAGACAGACUGCAAAAUAUGGUUGCUAAUGACUGUUUACUCGAUGAAUCGUACGACGGCAAUGACAAUUGUAAAUUGAAACGUGCCACAACAGAAAUGGAAGAUCUAUUAACUGGCCUUAUUGAAGGUAUGGAGUCUCGUAAAAGUAAACUUACUACUAUUGUUUGAAGGCAUUAAUACUUCAAAUAAAAAAUCUAAGUAUAGUACAUUUAAACAUUUUUAUAUUGCAAUGACUUUUUCUUUUAAGCAUAAUUUCGAUAAAAAUCUGAAAUACUUUUUUUUAAACUCUUAUUAUUGGCAUAAUUAUGAAACUUUAUAAAUGUGCCAUUUGAUGACAUUAUGCAUUAUCCAAAGAAAGAAUGUAUAAGUUCUUGUAAGCAAUAAUGUGUGCACAAAUAUUGCAUUCGAGAUAUCACACUAUAAUUAUAGUUAUAUUUAACAUAGUAAUUACAAAUGUAAUUAUACAUAUAUAAUUAUGUAAUUUUAUAUAAUUAUUUGAUAGACUAAAAAAUUUUUUGACGUUCUAUAUGUAUAUGUAUUAGAUUGAACGGAAAGUUCGUUCCGUUUUUUGCUAACAGAUGAAGACCGAAAAAACGGCACGAACUUUCCGUUCAACCGAAUAUUUAUAUAUUUGUGCAAUCAUAAAAGAAGUAAUCUAUUUUGAUAUUCCUGUUAAUAAAGAAUUGUCUUAUGAUUGUCUAUAAAAAAUAUGGAUAAGUUAUAUAUAUACAUAUGCAUGUAACUCUCUUUAAGAGUUAUAAUUUACUCGUAAUUAAGAAAUUAUAAUAAACCUCAUUAUAUAUAAUGCAAAAAGAAAAAUCAUAUAUAACUCUGUUCAUUUAAGCUUCCUUAGUGCAUUGAAUUAAGUUGUUAUGGCUCUUCAUAAAUACAUAUACAUUUGCACAAGACAUUAUACUUUAUGUCAAAGUAUAUUUUAUUUUUCAUAAAUUGGAAAUAUUGCAUACAUACAUUCAAUUGAAAUGUGAAAGCGAUAGAUUAUUUUGUUUCCAAUUAUAAAACAAAUGCCUUAUAUUCUAAGUUUAAGUCAAUUUUACGACCCGACUAGAUGGUUGGUUAUA